Molecule: messenger RNA, 623 nt
Organism: Triticum dicoccoides
Lineage: Eukaryota; Viridiplantae; Streptophyta; Magnoliopsida; Poales; Poaceae
Exons: 2
Coding region: 91-570 (159 amino acids)
Cellular component (GO): chloroplast
Source: RefSeq, a predicted model, not a curated record
CUUGUGCUAAUAAUACUGCGAACGAAUGCGACCAAACAAAACCGCGCCUUAUCCUCCCAACCAAGGCUCAUCGCGCCGCGCCCCAGCAUCAUGAGCAGCGUCACUGCCACCGGCAUCUCGCAGUCCACCGGCCCGUGCCUCCUGCUUCGCCAACACCACCGCCGGCGAGUGGUGCCGCGGUCCCUAUUCCGGCGGCAGCCGCGCGGGCACACGACUGCCCGGUGGGCGUGCGGCGCCAGGAGGCGGGUGAGGUACGAGGAAGAGGAGGACGAGGAGGAGUACGGGCACAACGAGGAGAUGGCGCGGCUGGAGACCUACAGCGAGGGGGCGCGCGACGUGGCCCUCCUCGUCACGGCCGCCGUCGACGGCGAGCUCGAGUCCGUGCUCGUCUUCAAGGGCUUCUCGUCGAGCCUGAGCGGGAGGACGGCGCCGGACCCGGCCAUGAGCGUGCUCCCGGAGAGGGCCGUCAUACAGUCCGUCGACGUGGUCAAGGGGCCGUUCGACCCCGACAACAUCGAGUACCUCGAGAAGGAUUUGUCAUGGGAAGAAUUCAAGAGCCGACUCCAAUAGCCAAACAUGUAUCACCUCUGUUUUGAAUCACAAGACGUUUUUGGAUAUGUCAA